Cucurbitaria berberidis CBS 394.84 is the source of this 576-nucleotide messenger RNA. RefSeq lists its product as uncharacterized. NCBI's taxonomy places the organism in Eukaryota, Fungi, Ascomycota, Dothideomycetes, Pleosporales, Cucurbitariaceae. The record is from RefSeq and is a predicted model, not a curated record. The transcript has a single exon. Bases 125 to 421 code for a protein of 98 amino acids.
GUGGCGUCUAUCCGAGUUGGCGAUUAUAAGUAUUGGUCGCGUAGGAGAAGUAGAGAGGUUUGAUAGUACUAAAAGAGGGUAUCUGCGAUAGUAAAGAGGCAAUGUUGCGGCAAGCGUGGCGUUCAUGGCAUUGGUAUUGGCGCCGAGGAAGCUGCGUCAUCAACAUCAGCCACACUUGGCAAGCUCCAUCGGGCUAGUGGCUGUGGUAUAUGUAGAUUUUGCAACGCUUCACGGUCACUUGGUCUUUAAGUAUGGAUGGGAAAAUGUAGGACCAAUAAUAGGAGUGAUGUCAACGUGUCGCGGUGAUCGAGUAGUAGCACAAACGCUUCAUUAUGGUAUAUCGAAUAGCCUCCAAAGCCAGUUUUGUGGAAAGGAGACUCGUAACAGUCGUUAUGAUCAAGACCUCGCAGCCUCAUCAUGAGUAAAACUACAGGUACCCCGACUCCUCUGCGAAAUCAACGAAAUCGAGCAUGUAGCGAGAUCGAGAGCAGCCGGACUGGCAACAUUGCAUGUUGAAAGAUAAGCCUCUCUAAAACCUAUGCUGACAUGAGAACCGCGGUUCGAACGUUCAGGCAU